UUCAGCCCUUAAACUUGAUGAAGUUUCCCACUGAACUUUACAUUCAGCGCGGAUCAGUCCUCAGCUCAGCAGCAUGGCUCUAUCGGGCAAGUGGUGGAUUCUGUGCGCGCUCUCGCUCUCCUGCGUCGCCCUCUUCGGCUCCUGCAGAAGAGAUAGACAAGCAGGCAGAGGCAAACCCGAGCUCUUCAUCUUCAAUGAGUUGUGCGCUCUAAAGGACGAGCCGGGGCUUUGCAAGGCCAUUAAAGAAAGAUUCUUCUUCAACGUGGACACGGGACACUGUGAGCUGUUUGAAUAUGGAGGCUGUGGAGGGAACGCCAACAAUUUUGACACCUUGGAAGCGUGUGAGGAAACUUGUGUCGUCUCAGACGACAAGAACCCCUGUCAUCUAGCCGUGGCCUUCGGCCCCUGUCGGGGAAUGGUGAAGCGCUACUUCUUUGACAGCACAAGUCAGGAGUGCAAGCAUUUCUAUUACGGCGGCUGCUUCGGCAACGCCAACAACUUCAGGAGCAUGGCGGAGUGCCAGGCAAGAUGUCCGAACCCAGUAAUACCCACCAAGGAAUCAGAAGUCCACACACAGGCUACUAGAAGCUCAGAUGUUGUCCAAGCAACUGAAGUAACUGAAGAACUGGCUCUAAUUCAACCUCAAGUGCAACUGAAUCACUCGAAUCAAGGGACAGAAGAUGUGAAGCAUAAGAGGCUGUGCUUCAGUCCAGCGGACAGGGGAACAUGUGACGGUGCAGAGAAGAGAUUCUUCUACAACUCCAGGACCAAGAGAUGCCAGAUGUUUCACUACAGUGGAUGUGGAGGAAAUGAGAAUAACUUCAUGGUCCGGAAGCAAUGUAUCAGAAAGUGCAUCAGACGCAGAGAGCCUCACGGGAAGAUGAUGAUCCGGAUAAGGAGGAAAAACAUUGGCAACAUUCUUCAUCGCUCGGUCUGAACGCUGGGCUCUGCCUCAGAUCCUGCACUACUGUGGAGUCACCUGUAUUUAUGUCUAUAUUUUUAUUUCUAGCUUUACUCCUGCAGGUGUUUCACAGUGCUACAAUACUUGUGUAAAGCUAAUCUCUUGUGCACCUGAAUUAACUUUGUAGUGACUGAAUCAUUAUACGUCUCAAUAUCUCAGUGACAACAAACUUGCGUUUGGCUGAUUUUUAAUAAUGCAGCUCUUUAUUGUAAAUGUAAUGUCUUUGAUUCCACAGUUUCAGAACUGUGUUGCUAGCAUACUGAUAUAAACCGUUUUCCUGCAAAUUUAAGGAAAAUGCCAAAGUUACACUAUGAUUUUUUUGUUCUGUGGCCAAAUGAUGCUUCUGCUGCACAUUGAAAGAAACUGAUGCUAUUCUACAGUGUUUUUUUUUUUGGGGGUGAAGCUUCACUAUUGUUUAUCAAUGUGAGGAGCAGCAUUAGCAGAUUAAAGCAGUGGACAAUCAUUGUUCCAGGAUCAAUGACAACAGAACCAGUGCUCUCAAGCAAACACAUUCGUCACGUGGACCAUCUCCUCACGACUGUAAAUCAAUGUGAACAAGGUAGUGACUGCUUUAUUCUUGUCAGAUUAGGCCUAAAUAUACAUGCACUUUUUGCUUUUUCCUUUUAAAUCAAUAUCAUGCAGCUUUAUAAAUCAAUAUGGUCUUACUGGUGUUAUUCGUCAUGUUGUUGAGUUAAAACAGAGGGGGGCAGUGUUGUGUAAGGUUCAGCAUAGGCCCCUUUGGGCUUCAUGGUAUUUGCUCUACUGUCUUGUUUUAUGGCUGUAAAGAACUGGAGUCAGAUUUCAUAAAAUAAAUCCAUACUAUAUUCCAA
Molecule: messenger RNA, 1791 nt
Organism: Paralichthys olivaceus (Japanese flounder)
Lineage: Eukaryota; Metazoa; Chordata; Actinopteri; Pleuronectiformes; Paralichthyidae
Gene: tfpia
Product: tissue factor pathway inhibitor a
Biological process (GO): negative regulation of peptidase activity
Cellular component (GO): extracellular region
Molecular function (GO): serine-type endopeptidase inhibitor activity
Source: RefSeq, a predicted model, not a curated record